Messenger RNA from Lemur catta (Ring-tailed lemur), 936 nucleotides. It is a transcript of the gene B3GALT5, whose product is annotated as beta-1,3-galactosyltransferase 5. The transcript has a single exon. NCBI's taxonomy places the organism in Eukaryota, Metazoa, Chordata, Mammalia, Primates, Lemuridae. The record is from RefSeq and is a predicted model, not a curated record. Gene Ontology annotation, molecular function: N-acetyl-beta-D-glucosaminide beta-(1,3)-galactosyltransferase activity. Gene Ontology annotation, cellular component: membrane. Bases 1 to 936 code for a protein of 311 amino acids.
AUGGCCAACCCGAAGAUGAGACUGAUGUAUAUUUGCAUCCUGGUUGUGGGGGCCCUUUGUUUGUAUGUCAGCAUGUCCAGCCUGAAUCCUUUUAAAGAACAGCCCUUUGUUUUCAAGAAAGAGUACGGGAACUUCCUCCAGCUCCCAGAUAUGGACUGCAGGCAGAACGCCCCCUUCCUCGUCCUGCUGGUGACUUCGUCCCACAAGCAGCUGGAUGCCCGCACGGCCAUCCGCCAGACGUGGGGGAGAGAGAGGACGGUGAACGGAAAACCAGUGAAGGCACUCUUCCUCCUGGGGACAACAGCCAGCGAGGCCGACACGAGGGCGGUGGCCGAGGAGAGCCAGCGCCACCGGGAUAUCAUCCAGAAGGACUUCGUGGACGUCUAUUACAACCUGACCCUGAAGACCAUGAUGGGCAUGGAAUGGGUCCAUCACUUCUGUCCCCAGGCCACGUUUGUCAUGAAGACAGACUCCGACAUGUUCAUAAACGUCAACUAUCUGACCGAGCUGCUCCUGAAGAAGAACAGAACCAGCAGGUUUUUCACCGGCUACUUAAAACUGAACGAGUUGCCGAUUCGGAAUAGCUUCAAUAAGUGGUUUGUCAGUAAAUACGAAUAUCCGUGGGAAAAGUACCCGCCGUUUUGCUCGGGCACCGGCUACGUCUUCUCCGGGGACGUGGCGAGCCAGGUGUUCAACGUCUCGGAGAGCGUCCCGUUCCUCAAACUGGAGGACGUGUUCGUGGGGCUCUGCCUGGCGAAGCUGCGCAUCAGCCUGCAGGAGCUGCACUCGGAGCAGACCUUCUUUCCCGGGGGCUUGCGCUUCUCCGCCUGCCGCUUUAGGAAGAUCGUGGCCUGCCACCAUAUCAAGCCUGAAGAUCUUGUGAACUACUGGCAGGCCGUGGAAAGCUCCCAGGAGGGGGACUGUCCGGCUGAGUGA